Molecule: messenger RNA, 2073 nt
Organism: Pseudopipra pipra
Lineage: Eukaryota; Metazoa; Chordata; Aves; Passeriformes; Pipridae
Product: zinc finger protein 501-like
Exons: 1
Coding region: 238-1644 (468 amino acids)
Biological process (GO): regulation of transcription by RNA polymerase II
Molecular function (GO): DNA-binding transcription factor activity, RNA polymerase II-specific; RNA polymerase II cis-regulatory region sequence-specific DNA binding
Source: RefSeq, a predicted model, not a curated record
GUGAGGAGGAAGUCAGUGCCCCUUUGCCCUGUCUUGUCCUGUAUCUCCCAGCCCAGCAUCGCCCCCGGCUGCUGGACAACCCCGCUGCCGCCGCCGUCCUGCCAGGGCCGGAUUUGGGGGGAUGUCCUUGGCCUUCCCUCUGGGCCGGAGGCAAAUCCCCUCCCUGAGCUUCUUCCUUCCACUCCUUGUUCCUUUUCCUUCCUUCAUCCUUCUUGUUCCUCCCUCUCCUUCCUCCUUAUGUUUUUUCCUUUCUCUCCUUCUUCCUUCUCCUUCCUUUCUCUCCUUUUUCUUUCAGUUCCGUCUUCUCCUUCCUUUCUGUCAUUCCUUGUCUCCUUGCUCCUUCCUUCUCUCAGGACCAGCGUGGCCGGCAGGACCAGGGCAGUGGUUCUUCCCCUGUACUUGGCACUGGUGAGGCCACACCUCGAGUGCUGUGUCCAGUUCUGGGCCUUCUUCUUGCUUCCUUCCUUCUUCCUUCCUCUCCUUGUUGCUUUUUCUUCUUGUUCUUUCCCUUCAUCUUCCUUCCUCUCCUUUUUCCUUCUCUACCCUCCUUCCUCUCCGUCUUCCUUCUCCUCUCCCUUCCCUCUGGGCCGGAGGCAAAUCCCCUCCCUGUCCUUCCUUCCUGCCCCAGGCCCCGAGCUGAGGACGGAGGGCACGGAGGACAAAUCCCCCCGGCAGACCCUGGUGGGAGAGGCCGUUUUGAAGGGCUCCACGGCACAGGAAGGCAGCAGGCAGGAAAAGGGCCGGAGAUCCCCCCGCAGGAGGGGCUCCAAAGCCAGCCCAGGGUGCUCUGAGGAGGAAAAAACCAGCCUGUGCCAGGAAGGCGGCCAGAGCUUGAGCUGGAGCUCCGACCUGGUGGUGCAGCAGCAGCUUCACACCAGCGAGAAGCCCAACAAGUGCUUGGAAUCUGGGAAGAGCUUGAGCCAGAACUCCGAGCUGGUGGUGCAGGAGCGCAUCACUGCCCUGGGGAAGCCCUACAAGUGCCCCAGCUGUGGGAAGAGCUUCUGCAGCAGCUCCAACCUCCUUGCCCACCAGCGUGUCCACACGGGGGAACGGCCCUACGAGUGUGCGGAAUGUGGGAAGACCUUCAUCUAUGGCUCCCACCUCUUCACCCACCGCCGGGUGCACACGGGGGAACGGCCCUACAAGUGCUUGGAAUGCGGGAAGGGCUUCAGCGUCAGCUCCCGCCUGAUCCGCCACCAGCAGAUCCACACUGGGGAACGGGGGCCCCAGCCUUACAAAUGUGGGGAAUGCAAGAAAAGCUUCACAUACAAUUCUCAACUCGUCACCCACCAGCGCAUGCACACGGGGGAGAAGCCCUACAAAUGUGGGGAAUGUGGGAAGAGCUUCAGUGUCAGCUCCCAUCUGACCCAGCACCAGAAGACCCACACGGAGAAAUGGCCCUACCAAUGUCUCGAGUGUGGGAAGAGGUCUCGGAGCAGCUCGGACCUCCUCAAGCACCAGCAGACACACACGGAUGAGAGGCCCUUCCGCUGCACUGACUGCGGGAAGGGCUUCAAACGCAACUUCACCCUCGUGAAGCACCGGCACAGCCACAACAGGGAGGGGCCCUACAAGUGUGAGGAGUGUGGGAAGAGCUUCACCCACAGCUCUGCCUUGACCACACACCAACAGAGCCACCAGUAAGGGAAGCCCUGCGAGUGCCCGACUGUGGGAAGAGCUUCAUCUGCUGCUCCAACUCCAUCACCUGUCGGAGGACCCACAUUGGGAACAGGCUUGGUGACCCACAUUCCCAGUGACCCACGUUGGGAAGACCCCUGGCUGGUGGACUGGCAGGAUAGUCCCAGCCUGGCCAGACCCAAGGUCCAAUCAAGCUCAUAAGCAAGCUGUCACACAAGAUCAACUGCUGGAGCCAGGCUGUUGUCUCGGUGUUAACUCUGCUCAAACCAUCCUGGUUGGUCCAGCGUUGAACACACACCCUGCUGGUUGAAGUCUGAGUUGACAGAUAAGCUGAGAGCUGGCUUGGAAAGGCGGGCCUGGCACUCAAUCACUUUAUCCUAUAAAAAGUCCUGUCCCCCCUCAUGCCGUAAGGUUCUUCCUGACAAAACCCUCCCU